Molecule: messenger RNA, 3213 nt
Organism: Labeo rohita (rohu)
Lineage: Eukaryota; Metazoa; Chordata; Actinopteri; Cypriniformes; Cyprinidae
Product: nuclear factor 7, brain-like
Exons: 6
Coding region: 242-1612 (456 amino acids)
Molecular function (GO): protein binding; zinc ion binding
Source: RefSeq, a predicted model, not a curated record
UCGAUUUCCAGCCCUAGUUCUUUUUCCUUUCUGUCACGACUCUUCUCUUCUCUACUGACAAAACCAAUAAAGAAUCAGUCAUCAGUGAAGAACCAAGAAAAACACUUUACAGAAGGAUUUUUGUUCAGUUUGUUUCUGAAUAGACAGUAGAUCUUUGGUGAUUCUUCUGGUGAUUCGUUUUUCUAACUGUAGUUCAGAAAGUGAAAGUAAAGUUUAGAUCGCUGGAGCUCAAAGAGUGAAAAUGGCGUCACUGUCUGAAGAUGAUUUUUCUUGUCCUGUAUGUCAGGAAAUCUUCAAGAAUCCUGUUGUUUUAUCAUGUAGUCACAGUGUCUGUAAAGAGUGUCUUCAACAGUUCUGGAGAACCAAGAAGACUCAGGAGUGUCCUGUCUGCAGGAGAAGAUCCUCAAAAGAUUUUUCUCCUCCUAAUCUUGUGUUAAAAAACUUGUGUGAGUCGUUCCUGAAGGAGAGAAAUGAGAGGCGUUCAUCAGGAUCUGAGGAGAUCUGCAGUUUACACAGUGAGAAACUCAAACUCUUCUGUCUGGAGGACAAACAGCCGGUGUGUGUAGUGUGUAUGAAUUCACAAAAACACCACUAUCAUAAAUUCAGACCCAUCACUGAAGUGGUUUCGUCAUAUAAGGAGGAGCUCAAUACAGCACUGAAAUCAUUACAGGACAAACUAAAACACAAUGAAGAAAUGAAAGGAGAGUUUGAGAAAACAGCUGAACACAUCAAGUCUCAAGCUGAGCACACAGAGCGUCAGAUUAAACAGCAGUUUGAGAAGCUUCAUCAGUUUCUCAGAGAUGAAGAAGAAGCUACAAUCACUGCACUGAGGGAGGAAGAGGAGCAGAAGAAGCAGAGGAUGAAGGAGAAGCUGGAGGAGAUCAACAGACACAUCUCAGCUCUUUCACACACAAUCAAAGACACGGAGGAGAUGAUGAACACCAGUGACGUCUGCUUUCUGAAGGAGUUUCCAGUCUCAAUGGAAAGAGUCCAGAUCUCACAGCCGGAUCCACAGACGCCUUCUGGAGCUUUGAUUCGAGUGCCGCGUUACUUGGGCAACCUGUCGUUCAGAGUCUGGAAGAAGAUGCAGGACGUCGUCCAGAACACUCCUGUCAUUCUGGAUCCAAACACGGCAAAUCCAGAUCUCAUGGUGUCUGAUGAUCUGACCAGUGUGAUAAACAGCGAGAACAAACAACCUGUUCCUGAUAAUCCAGAGAGAUUUGACCAGUGUUUCUGUGUUCUGGGUUCAGAGGGUUUGAGCUCAGGAACACACUGCUGGGAUGUGGAGGUUAAACAGAGUAAAUGCUGGAGAAUUGGAGUAACUACAGCAUCAAACCAGAGGAAGGGACAGGAUUUCUUCAACACUGGUGUCUGGUUUGUGUGGUACAAUCCGUAUAGACUGUCUUUAGGUUCUGGUUUUCGUGUUAAACAGGAUCUUGAUCGUGUGAGAGUGAAUCUGGACUAUGACGGAGGAAUGGUGUCAUUCUCUGAUCCUGUAACUAACACACAUCUACACACAUUCACAACCACCUUCACUGACACACUCACACCAUUCUUCUAUAAUUAUGAUGAUUCUUUCUCUCUGAAGAUCUUACCUGUCAGUAGUCAGUAAUCUGUAGGUCUGGAUCUUCCUGCUUUCAUCUUUCAUCAUGUUUUAAUAUUUAAUCCAGAUCACAUGAGUAAGAGACUGUUGAUCUGAACAUCAGAUCACAAAACAAGGACAUUUAUUCAUCUUUAAAAAUGAGAAAUUAAGACACGUGAUGAAGGGUUCAAAAAAAUCAUCUUAAUCAUAUCUGACCAAUGAGUAACAGUGAUGUGUCACAAAUCCCUGCCCAUCACACCCUAGCAACAACAUAGCAACCACCUAGCAACCACUCAUAACACCCUAGCAACUGCAUAGCAACACCCAGAGCUGCUGGAUGAUUUCAUGACCAAAGUAGUGGAAUAAAAAAAAAACGAUCCCCGAUUCUUUUUAGAGAAUCAGUCGCAUAUGACGCAAGCAGUGUCUCUUAAAAUCAUUUAUUUGUAAUAAACAAUGCAAUCUUUAAAAUACUAGAUGGAAUUAAUUUCUUUCUGCUUUGUGAUUUGGAUGAACCUCAUUGUCAGUGAAACUUCCAUCAGCAAGUGCUGCCUUAUUGAAACUAUUGUUCAAACAUAACUUUACUCACAACUCUCCAGUUUGGAACAAUAGAUAUACAACAUUAUUUAUUUAUUUUUUUUUCUCGAGGAAUGGAAAUCCGAACGGAUUUGGGUUAUUGCCUAUAAUUGGGGAUUGAGGAUGACAAUGUAAAUGUGCUACUGCAUAGAGAGUUUUGUCAGUUGUGUUUUGGUUCAUGUUUGUGUCACCAGAAAGAUGUUCAAGGAGACGAAAGCAGCGCAUUCUGUUGUUUUCUAUAUUUUUCAGUGGGAUGAAUUUUGCAGUCGUUUUUAUUUUACACAAAAAGACAUUUUUUUCGUUUCGAAUGAUGUCCUGCUCUUAUCUGUAUGACUGUAAAUGACCGAGUAUUAAGUUGUUUCCGCUGCUGAGGAAAGAAAUUGAAGUGACGGUGCUGGCGCCUCGCGCGCUCACACAAUCAGAGCACUGUUUAUUAUCAAAGUAAAACACUGUCAACCAAACAUAUUAAACGUUAUUAUGAUUAAUUAAAUGUGUAUGUUGUAUAGUAGCCUAUAGGCUAAAGGUAUCAUCACUUGUAUAGUUUCUGACGGUUAUUUUACUUGCAUAUUGGGACCCAACUGAAGAAGCCUUCUUUACAAAAAUAUUUUAGCAGGUAAAUCACAAACAGGUUAUAGACACUUUGGACCGAAUGAGAGAUGCAAGUCCAAUAUGUGUUAAAAUACGUUUAUAUAUAUGUUGGAAGAAAUGUUGUUUAUAAUGGAACUAAUUGUUUUCUGAAUACCAUUUAUUUAAGGAUUUGCCAUAAAGUGAGGUGACGUAAAUGUUAAUGUUUAUGUGUACAAUGACAGCGCGGAGAAAAGGCACAAGGACUUGCUCUGGAAGUUUAGUUGGCAGAGAAAAUAAUCAAUUAUUUGACAACAAUUAUUACCCAAUAUUAAUGAAAUAAACUCAGCAAAAACAAAGUUAUGACUGCUGUGUAUUUACACUUCACUACUGGUCUGUACUUGACAGGGCGCGUUUAUUUAACCCAUUGCAACUUAUUGGAACUGCAUGAACUAUAGGUUAGGCCUAAUCACCUUGUUAUUAUCUGAUUUAUU